Peronospora matthiolae is the source of this 456-nucleotide messenger RNA. NCBI's taxonomy places the organism in Eukaryota, Oomycota, Peronosporomycetes, Peronosporales, Peronosporaceae. The record is from the annotation of a GenBank genome assembly.
AUGGUCGCCAAGCAAACGGAGCUUAAAAACAAUUUCAAGGGCGAGCUGCACUAUCUGCGGGUGAACCUCAUGUCAUUCUCGCUUAAGGCCAUGAAAGCGUUGUUUGCCGAAACGUUUAACCUUGCGCCCGAAGGCUUUGUGGUGCAGUACAUGGACGUGGAGGGUGACUCACUGAACGUUACGUGGCAGGUCAAGUACGAGGAGGCGUGUCGCAUUUCUUCGCCAGCUACGUCCAGCGCCACGUCUGUGCGCCUUAGAUCCGUAGCCUGCUCAGCGGUCGCGUUCAAAGAUAAGUUGUCGGCACCGAUUUUUAAGUUUAUUGAGAAUCCCGUGAAGACUCUGAAUAGAGCCAUCAUUAGGGUCAAGCACGGGUAUGGUCGACAAGGUGCAGUAGACGGCGCAGACAAGGUUGACCAGACGAACGAGGCACUCAAGACGGUUGUCCUGGACACCUGA